Messenger RNA from Oryza brachyantha (malo sina), 1324 nucleotides. RefSeq lists its product as uncharacterized. Bases 315 to 992 code for a protein of 225 amino acids. Lineage: Eukaryota; Viridiplantae; Streptophyta; Magnoliopsida; Poales; Poaceae. The record is from RefSeq and is a predicted model, not a curated record. The transcript has a single exon.
CUUUCAGGGGUGCAUCUGAACACCCAGUUAGUUCUCUGGUUCAACUUUCGAAAGUUGUUUUUUGGACGGAUGGUGUAUUUGAUUUGUCACUUAUGCUGACUGAUAAAUUCAGAUCUAGGAGUACUAAAAUCUUGAGAUUAACUUAAGAAGAAAUCAAGAUCGGAACCAGGGAAAUCGCAGGUAUACGUCGUAGUCGAUCGCAGAACGCAGUGUAUCGUGCCGCAAUCCACUCCAAUCUGCCGCGCCGUGCGCGUCCGGACCUUCAAACUGCCGGCGUCAUUCGCGCCGCGAGGGGCGCGGCAUUUCCGCCCACGAUGCAGCCCUUCUCGAGGCACGCCGGCUUCUUCGCGUCGCUCAAGCAGGUGGAAGACCGGCUGGCCGCGGAGCAACCGCCGGCGGCGGCAGCGGCGGCGGCGAGACAGCCUGAGCCGCCGCCGUUCUCGGACACCAUGACCGCGUCGCCCCUCUUCCUCGGCCCAGCGACGGACGCGACGGCGGCCGACCGCCCAGGCGGCGAGAGCAGCAGCCCGGCGGUGGACUUCCUCACGCUCAGCAAAGACGAGGAACCCAGAGGAGGCGACGACGGGGAGGACGACGACGGGGAUGACGAAAGCGGGGAGGACAUCGCGCGGCUCGUGGCGCUGCUCGGCUUGUCACCGCCGCCACGGGGCGGGAGUCAGGGUGGCCACAACGACGACGGCGGCGGGUGCGACUGCAGCGGCGGCGACGGGUUCUUGGCCAAGGUCGUCGGCGUGGUCGGGCCCAAGUGCGACAAGGAGAAGAAGAGGGUGGACGGCUGGGUGCAGCAUUACUUCAGCGGCGGCGAGUGCAGGGAGCCGGCGAGGCUGGCGCACCUGCUGCUCGCCAAGGCGUCGUGGUCCUGGGAGGGAGAAGGGCACCGGGGUGCAUCGCCCAUCGUUUUCCCGACCACCGUGAAGGAGUUCUUGGAUCGCGACGCCCCGCCGCGCUGGACGGAGGAGGAGCAGAGGUAGUGCUUCUGCUUACCUUACCUGCUUGGCCAAUGGCCGUGGUAAAAGUUGCAACUUGCAAGCUGAAUUUGUUUGCCCUUCUGAAAGAACAAUGUGGUAUUAGCAGAUUAAACAUCAUGGCAAGAUCCUACAAACGUUGCAUGAUAAAUCUUGUACAUGCAUUUACCUGAGUUUUGGAAGAACUUUUCACAGUUCACAAUAUCCAGUGACUUCUUUCCCUUUGUGUCCCCUCUUGUUCUUUGUUUCCUUCUCUUUUGCCAGUUUUAUUUGUAUGCUUUAUUUCACCAUAAUAGAAUGGUUAUAUGGUAGAGUCUCUGUACCUUUCUGCGUAAAAA